Messenger RNA from Lotus japonicus, 3067 nucleotides. Its product is annotated as putative protein FAR1-RELATED SEQUENCE 10. Lineage: Eukaryota; Viridiplantae; Streptophyta; Magnoliopsida; Fabales; Fabaceae. The coding region runs from base 381 to 2462 and encodes 693 amino acids. The record is from RefSeq and is a predicted model, not a curated record. Gene Ontology annotation, biological process: regulation of DNA-templated transcription. Gene Ontology annotation, molecular function: zinc ion binding. The transcript is spliced from 5 exons.
GUUGAGGCUGAGGUAAGUUCAGUGAUUCACGAUGCUUAAUUAUGUUCUUUGGUAGGUGUUCAUUUGUGACAUUGGCAAUGUUUAUGGAUUUUGGGUUUGCAUUGUCUUUGCACUCUUGAAUUUAACCAUCAUAAUCAAUGCUCUUUUUUUCCAUACUCCAAUUCCAGCUCACAAGCGCAGUGGCCUAGCACGCAAGAAGGUUGCUGAAAUCUUUGCAAGGAUCAUACGCUUCUCAAAAAAGCUUAUGAUAAAUCUUGAAAAAUAAUGGAGAUCCAUGUUUCAGGCGGCAAAGAUUGUAACUUGUUGCAAGCUUAAUACAUGCUUGGGAAAUUUCUGGUUUAAAACUUGGAGUGAUUUUGACACUACAUUCAAUCGGAGCAAUGUUGUCUGUUCCUUCAAAAAACAUUUGGAUUCGGAGGCAACAAUGCCCUUGUGGAGAUUGGAAGUGUUAUGUUACACAUGAUGAAGUUGAUGCUGAAGAGGGUUCUGCAGCAUCAGAAUUGGUGAAUGCAGAGAAAGCUUUAUCUGGAGCUAUGAUUACCCCUUAUGUUGGAAUGGUGUUUAAGAGUGAUGAUGAUGCUUUUGAGUAUUAUGGCAAUUUUGCUAGGAAGAAUGGAUUUUCUAUUAGGAAAGAAAGGUCUAGGAUUAGCCCUCAGUUGGGCAUUUACAAACGCGACUUUGUUUGUUACCGGUCCGGUUUUGCUCCGAUGAAGAAGAAGCCCAAUGGAGAGCAUCAUAGGGAUAGAAAAUCGGUGAGGUGUGGAUGUGAUGCGAAAAUGUAUUUGUCGAAGGAGGUUGUGGAAGGGGUUUCACAAUGGUUUGUUGUGCAGUUUAGUGAUGUACACAAUCAUGAACUUUUGGAAGAUGAUCAAGUUCGCCUUCUGCCUGCGUAUCGUAAGAUUCACGAGGCGGAUCAAGAGCGUAUACUCUUGCUUUCGAAAGCCGGGUUUCCGAUACAUAGAAUUGUGAAAAUGCUUGAGCUGGAAAAGGGGAUUCAAGGUGGGCAACUUCCUUUCUUGGAAAGGGAUGUGAGGAACUUUGUUCAGAACCGUAAGAAGAUUGUUCAAGAGAAUGAGGUGUUGCUCAGUGAGAAAAGAGAAAACGAUACACUGGAACUUCUUGAGGUUUGCAAAGCCGUGAAAGAAGCGGAUGAUGGCUUUGUUUACGAUUUUACAGUGGAUGAGAAUGACAAGGUUGAAAAUAUAGGUUGGUCAUAUGGUGACUCUAUUAAUGCAAAUGCUAUGUUUGGUGAUGUAGUUUACUUUGACACUACUUAUCGAUCAAUCACUUAUGGAUUGGUUUUUGGAGUAUGGUUUGGUAUCGAUAGCUAUGGUAGAACCAUUUUUUUCGGUUGUGUCUUAUUGCAGGAUGAAACACCCCAAUCCUUCACAUGGGCAUUACAGGCUUUUAUCCGGUUCAUGAGAGGAAGAUGUCCACAAACAGUUCUAUCUGAUCUAGACCCUGGGCUUAGAGAUGCCAUUAGAAACGAAUUUCCAGCUACUAAACAAGUAAUUCCUCUGUCGAAGAUUCUAAACAAGUUGCCAAGCUGGUAUUCUUUUCCUCUUGGGCCUCGCUAUGCAGAAUUUAGAUCAGAGUUUGAUGCCUUAUUUCACAUUGAGAAUACAGAAGAAUUCGAACUUCAAUGGAGUCAAAUGGUUUCUGUGUAUGGACUUGGCUCAGAUAAACACACUGACUUACUGUAUUCUGUUCGAGCAUCCUGGGCGCAAUGCUAUGUAAGAGGCUAUUUUUUGGCCCGAAUGGCAACAAUGUCUUACUCCAAAUCUAUAGAUGCUUUUCUGAAAGGGGUCUUCACUGAACAACAUACAUGUUUGCGUAGCUUUUUUGAGCAGGUUGGUAUUUCUGCAAAUUUGCAACAUCAAUCACAUCAGGGGACUCAAUAUGUGCAUCUCAGAACUUGCAUACCCAUCGAAGAGCAUGCUCAGAGUAUUCUCACGCCUUUUGCCUUCAAUUGUUUGCAGCAAGAAUUAUUGCUGACAAUGCAAUAUGCUACAUCUGAAAUGGCCAAUGGAUCAUAUAUUAUAAGACACUUCAAAAGGAUGGAAGAAGAAUGGCUCGUAAUGUGGUUGGCUGAUACUGAACAGAUACACUGUUCUUGCAAAGAAUUUGAGUCCUCAGGAAUAUUAUGCAGACAUGCUCUUCGUGUAUUUGUGUUGAAGAAUUACUUUCAGUUGCCUGACAACUACUAUUUAAGUCGAUGGAGACGGGAAUGCGCUUUACUUGUUGAUGAUGAUCAUAAUAAUCAAAGUACUGGUGGGGAAUGGUUUCAAGAAUACCAUUCCCUAGCUGAAACUUUAUUUUCAGAAUCAUCAAUUACUAGGGAGCGAUCUCACUAUGUUCGCAAAGAAUUGACAAAAGAAUUAACUAGGAUUCUUGAUGAAGUUAGAAAUUUACCCGAGACUGAUGUGACCAGCAUGAACAUGACUGUUUCGCCAACCGGCUAGUUUGAUGAGAUGAAAUGCAAGUUUGUAACCACUGGACUCGUGAUAAUUCAAUGGAAAGAAGUUGCAAAGUAAAGAAUACUCAGAGUGGAAAUGCCAAAAACACUUUCAGCUUAUUUUACUUAGACAUUGAGAUAUGAUUUGUUGCUCAAGUGUUAGCAGCUUUGGUUUCCCCUUGAUUGAUAAGCAGGCUUCAAAGAAAGUUCAUGAUGCAGAAGGGUUUUACUGAUGGGCGUGCUCUAUGCAGUUGAUGUCAUUGCUUAAGUGCAUGUUUGGAAUCUACAUUUAGGUAUCAAAAUCAUGUUAAUCAAUAAGCUACAAUAUGAAGCUUCUUUGCUAACGUGUGAUUUGGAGUGUUAGUCCAACACACAUUCAAACAUGUUCUAAGUUGACAAUGCCUUGGCAAUUCAUUUGGUUAAUAGAAAGAUGAAAGUAAAUAUUGUUAUUAGCACAGGUCAGUAUGAAGUAAAAUCUGGUUACUUUGUGAAAUUGAGUCAUGUACCUUCUCAUUGUAAGGAAAAUGUGGGAGCUUUAGCAACACAUUCUUUCACAUUUUCUUCAAACAUUCUUUUUUAUUGAUUAAAUUGAUGUUGCAUUUGUUGAAUCAU